Molecule: messenger RNA, 4740 nt
Organism: Salmo salar (Atlantic salmon)
Lineage: Eukaryota; Metazoa; Chordata; Actinopteri; Salmoniformes; Salmonidae
Source: RefSeq, a predicted model, not a curated record
GGGUUUCAUCACACCUACAAUUACUUUCAAUAGAUACAAAUAUGUAAUCUCUUUGCAGUUUGCACAGUUAACAAAAGCCCUUCAUAGCAUCACAUCAGAUCCCAGGUUGGAGUUGUGUUGACAGUAGUCAUGGCCGCAUCUGCGCAGGAGAUGGCACCCUGGCAGGUGUACCUUGCCAGUGGCUCUAACCGGCUCUCCCAUGAUCACAGAGCGGGACGCUGGAACAGCGUUUGCAGUGGUGCAGGAGGAUAUGGAACCCGCAUCUCAAUGGAAUAUGCAUCAAGUGUCCCUGUGAGCAUCACCAACGUCUCAAACUCCCUGUGCAUCAAUGAGAGGGAGAAUAUGCAAGAUCUUAACGAUCGCUUCGCCUCCUACCUGGAAAAGGUACACCAACUGGAGGCAGCCAACGCGCAGCUUGAGCUACAGAUCAAGGAACAUCUGGAGAGAAGCUCCCUUGGUGACUGUAAAGACAUGGGUGGACACUUGGGGAUGAUUGAUAACCUUCAGAACCAGAUUUCUGAAUGGUACACAACCCAUGCCCAACUCAGGCUGCAGGUCGCCAAUACUCAACUGGAAGUCUAUGACUAUAAAUACAAGUGUGAACAGGAGGAGAGGCGUCUCUUGGCAGCGGAGGCAGAGCUGAGCCACCUGCAGAGUAUUCAGCAUGAGUUAAUCGAUAGGGAAGGAGAUCUGCACAUCCAACUGGAUGGAAACCUAGAGGAAAUGGACCUCCUCAAGAGCAACCAUGAGGAGGAUGUGCAGGGAGUGAUGGCCCAGAUGUCUGGGUUGGUUAACGUGGAGAUGGACUGUGCUCACUCAGUGGACCUGAAUGAGAAACUGAGUCGCCUAAGGGAGCAGUGUGGGGCGGUGGUCCUGAAGAACAAAACAGAGGCUGAGAGCUGGUUUCAGAGCAAGGUGGACAGCAUGAAGACCCAGGUGACCGUCUGUUCCAUUGGGUCCGAGGUCGGGCAGACAGAGAUAGAUGACCUAAAGAGAAUAGUCCAGGACCUAACUCUGGAGUUGCAGCUAUUGGAGACCCAGAACCUGUCAACGGAGAGGGACGAGAUGGAAGUGAACGAGCGAUACAGUGUUCACCUCAGUCGGCUUCAGCAGCACUUAGACAGCCUGGAGGAGGAGCUGCUGCAGCUAUGUACAGCCACAGAGCAGCAGGCUGUCCAAUACCUGAUGCUACUGGACAUCAAGACCAGGCUGGAGAGGGAGAUUGCUGAGUACAGGAGACUGCUGGAUGGAGGGGGAGCCAGCAGGAAAUCAAGCUCCAACGCCAUGGCUAGUGUCACGUCUCACUGUGCAAUGAGCAAUGGAAUUGCCUUCCAACACGUCUUCAUGCCAAUUCAGAGUUCCUCCAUUAGUGUACCAAGAGCAAGUGUGCCAAGUAUUAGUGAGACCUCAAGAGAGACCUCAAGCAAUUUAGAAAACGGAGGACAAGUGGUAGGUGCAGCCAUUGGGGAGCAGGUUACCCGUGUGCAGAAAGUGUUUCUGCAUAAUGCCUCUGAUAAAACAGUGCAGAGUGUACAAACUACCAAUCAGGUUAGCACUGGAAAGCACUGUAUCUCAACAACUCAGAUUAGCGAAGAUGCAUCUCAGAUUAAAGACACAGAAGUUGUUCAGACCACUAGUAGUGAUGUUGAUGUUACCAAUGUUAACUGUGGAGGACAGACUGCUAGCAAGGUGAAUGAAGAAGAGAUAAGCAUUGCCAAUGACACAGUACAAGUUAGCAGUGAGGAGGCCGUAGUGGUGGUUGGUGUCAGUGAUGUAAAAAGCACAGGUCAGAUAAAAUGUAGGGAAACUGAGAUCCAGGAGAGAAGAGUGGAAAGUGAGACUAAGAUUGACAGUGAAAAUCAGAUUGUUAGUACUGUGCAUGAUUCUCAGAUUAUCUCAGCAGAGGAAGAAAACCAAUUCAGAAGUGAGGAGACUCAGAUUGACAGCACGGAGGUUACGAGUCAGAUGAAUAGUUGUCAAAUUGAAACUCCGAUUAGUGGAGCUCUGAGUGUUUUGGAAAGUGUUGUUCAGAUAAACCGUGUAGGAAAUGGCAGUCAGAUCAGCUGUGUUGAAACUGGAGCACAGCUCUGCUCCUUGGAGAUAAACAUCACAGAAAAUGAGGUUCAGCCAAGCAGUCAGCCAACAGAGGUAAUUAUCACCCAAUCGGAAGACAGAUUUGACAUGAGAAAUGCUGAACAUGGAGAGCAUGUUAUUAUAGAGGAAACUAUCAUUGAGGACAUCAGCUGUAUAUCCAGAAAGAGUGACGCUGUGGAGAGCAGCAGAGUUGAAAGCGUAGGACCGGUUGAUGAGCUGGAAGUCGCAGCUGUAGUUGGUGAUGCAGAAGAUGAAGGUCAAACAAACUGUGAGGAGAGUAGAGGUCAGAUAAACAUUGCUCAGGGUGGUGACCUGACUAGCACAAUCAUAACAACAAGUGUGGUUGAAAUGAAGAGUGCUGAUGAGGCUGAUGACCUGACUAGAAGUGUGGUUGAGAUGAUCAGCACAGAAAUAUCAAUGGCAUCCAGCCCUGUGGAAUCUGAGGUUCCAGUUGUCCACAGGGAGUACAGAGCUCAAACCCCCUUGAUGGAGAGUGAAGGUAUGAUUAGCAGAGAUGUUCAAAUGAUUGACCACGUCUCUACAGGUGACAUAAGCACUGUGGAAACUGUAGUAGUCUCGUUCCCAUCCAUGUGUCAGACUACUGACAGUGAUAAUGCUAAUAGCAUGGUAAGCGAGGCUAAGGAAACUGGGAUCCAGGUGAAGAAAGUGGAAGGUCCAGUUCCAAUCAGCAGUGCAGAACAUGGGGGUCUGAUCACCAAUGUUGUACAGAUUAGCAGCGCUGCAAGUGACAAUACGAUCAGCAGUGCCACAGGUGUAGCGGUAAAAGUGCCAGCUAGCACAGUGGAGAUCAUCAGUGAUAUGAGAAGUGGAAGCCUGAUAAGUACUGGAGGUACGACUAGUGUAGGCAGUGGUGGUUUGAUCAGCAGGACAGAAAGUGGGUAUAUGAUGAAUAAUGUGGUAAGUGGACAGAUGAUAACUAGUGCAGGAAGUGGACACAUGAUAACUAGUGCAGGAAGUGGACACAUGAUAACUAGUGCAGGAAGUGGACACAUGAUAACUAGUGCAGGAAGUGGACACAUGAUAACUAGUGCAGGAAGUGGACACAUGAUAACUAGUGCAGGAAGUGGACAGAUGAUAACUAGUGCAGGAAGUGGACACAUGAUAACUAGUGCAGGAAGUGGAGGAAGUGAAGAAUGGAUGGUUUAUGGUGGAGGUACAGGAAGACUCAGUGGUUCAGGUAGUGGAGGCAGACUCAGUGGUCCAGGUAGUGGAGGCAGACUCAGUGGUCCAGGUAGUGGAGGCAGACUCAGUGGUCCAGGUAGUGGAGGCAGACUCAGUGGUCCAGGUAGUGGAGGCAGACUCAGUGGUCCAGGUAGUGGAGGCAGACUCAGUGGUCCAGGUAGUGGAGGCAGACUCAGUGGUCCAGGUCGUGGACAUAAGAUAAGUGGUACCAGUGGUGGAGAUCAAAUUAAAUGUGAUAGUAUCGGCAGUGGAGUUUGGACCCAUGUCAAUUCCGAAAGUGUCUCUCAGUUUAACAGAAACGCGGGCAAUGAAAGGACUGGUAGACUUAGCAGUGCAGGAAGUGGAGAAUGGAAGGUUUAUAGUAGAAGUAAUGGACAGAUCAGCAAGGCAGGAAGUGGGGGAAGAAUCAGCAGUGCUGGAAGUGGGGACAUGAUCAGUAGUGCUGGAAGUGGAGGUAGACUAAGUAGUGCAGGUAGUGGACAUAUGAUCAGUAGUGCAGGAAGUGGAGGUAGACUGAGUAGCAGUAGCACAGGAAGUGGAGGUAGUGGACAUAUGAUCAGUAGUGCAGGUACUAGUGGACAGAGAAUUAGUAGUACACAGGGUGGUGUCAGGAUCAGCAGUGGGGGUAGUCGAGUGAUUACCAGCAGUGGUGGUCCAGCCAGCAGCCCCAGCAGAGUGACCAUCAGGAACACAGGAAGCGGAGGCGGUGGAGGCAGAGAGCGAAUCAGCGUCUGUAAAAUGGCUGCCCUCUCCAUAUCAGCUGCCGUGAAAGAAAGAGAAAAGGCCCAGGAGGUCCACCGGGAAUCCUACACAAAACAGGUGUCAGCCACCAGUCCUCAGGUCCAGCGGUGGGUGAGGACAUCGGUGGAAGAAACUGUAGACAACAGUAAAACUGAUGACGACACUGUGCCAUUCUGAGUGGACAGAGGAGCAAGGCAUAAUAACAAAAUAGUCACACUACUUAUAGUUAAUACAUAUCUAUUACAUUGCGUUCCAUCAACGGAGCAUUAAUACCUUUAAAUGACCAGUAUCACAAUGCACCUUCAUGUUAGAAAACAUGUUUUCACAGGAUCUCUGUCUGCAAUCAUUCCUGUUACUGUGCCUUUCAUCCUUGCUGUGAGUAAGUAAUGCACUGAGUUUUCUGUUUGAACAGUAAUCUAUAAAGUUCUGAAAUAUACUCUGACGUAGUUAUAGGGAUGAAGGGGUGAUGGAAUUUGUUCUACGCCAAACAAUUUUAUCUUAUUGGAUUCGGUUUCCUUGUAAAGCGCUUACACUUACAUUUAUCUAGAUGGCAGUAUAUGCAUUUCGGUGAUCAGUUGUGGAGCGAGUCAGCUAGUCAUCUCAAUUGACACAUUUAUGCAAGUUAGUAUAACUUUUAGAUUUUAUUUUAGUAGUUUGAAAUCAAUGUAUCAAAGCUUAAAUAAAGCUUCUGAUGACUUAUUA